AGGAGGACAUAGGCAUACAUGUUUACUACUGCGCUUUAUGGUAUAACAGAGCGCCAACAGUCGGUCAAUAUCACAGCAUUAAAAUCGAAAUCUGGAAUAGGCUGGAUAUAAUAGGAUCCCCAUUCAAAAUGAAGUUCCUCUGUGUUCUCUGGAUUUGGAUGUUUCUGUCAGAAUUUAAUUCAACUACUGGUGAAAUUUCUAGACAAGGAUACAGUGAAGGAAACAUCACAAUUACAUGUUCCCACGGCUGGGCUUCAACCAACAAAAAGUAUUUCUGCAGAGAUCCAUGUGGGCCUGGAGAUAUAUUUGUGAAGUCUGAGCAGACACCUAAAGGGAGAUACACACUGAAGGAUUAUGGAGAUGGAAACUUUGCCGUUAACAUCACUGAUCUACGGGAGUCAGACUCUGGGAUUUACUGGUGUGGAGUGGAGAGAGUUGGUCCAGAUACAUUUAAGAAAGUCAAACUGAUAGUAUCUAAAGCCAACACUGGAAACGGGGAAGAAGUGACUCAUCACAGGAUGAUGGAAACACAAACAAGCACUGCAAUGCACUUGACUAAACCAAGACACUCUGUUUUCAUAGCUUCAACCACUAAGAAGAGCACACUCUCACUGACAUCAACAGGUGCUGAACACAACAAAUCAUCCUCAAUUGCCCAUAUAUUCCCAGUGCCUUUAUAUUAUAUUCCUUAUGCUGCUGCUGGUCUGGCCAUCAUGGUCAUCAUGUGUGCAGUUGGACUGGUCACUGUUUGUCAAUGCAGAAAGAGAGUCAAGAAGUCAAGAUGUGUUAUUGAUAGAUCUAUAUACAAUUCCCAUCACAGCGAGGAGAACACUCCUGAUGACAGACCAUACGCCACCAUAAAGAAGUCCAGUACCAAGUCUAAUGAUGAGAGCCAAUCAGACCCAAUCUACCAGAACCUACAGUUCAACACUACCCAGGGAGAAGCUAUAUAUGGCAAUCUAUAAAACAUAUGCAAUCCAAUAUCCUCAAUCCCAAACACGUUCUACAUUACAAGCGUGGCACAAGUUUGUCCGGACAAUUUGUCUGGACAUCAACACCAUUUCUGAAAAGUAUACGGCAAAAAUACCUAAGCAAAAAGCCUAUGUACAGUACAAGGUUCAAAAACAUGUCACUUGGCAAUAUGAUCACGCUAUUAUUUGUGUAAAUAAAUAUCCCUUUUGCAUGUAAAGUUUGCAUGUGAAACAACAAUGAAAGGUUGCAAUGCUACUAGGUUGUUUCAUUUUAAAUGGACAAAUGUGUAGAGUUAUUAAAUUAUUUAGCCAAUACAGCUUACUGUUCCUUUAAUGAAUCCCUAGACUAGCCUGAGGUUAAGAGUAAAAUAACACAGUUCCUAAUAUGUGAAACUAAAAAAGGGGUUGGAAAACAGUAUUUGUCAAUCACAUUUACCUGUUCAGAUAGUUUUAAGUUCUGUACUCAAUUCAGCCACCGUUUUGACCAGCUGACACCUGAGACGCUGAUGUGUCUUUAAAAUGUCUCUAUAGGGAUCUGUUGAGUUUUCUCUAAAAAAAAAAAACUGGUUGAAGCAGUUCCUGAGUUUAAAACAAGACUCAGAAUUAGUCAAGAACUGUUAAUGUGUAUACCAUCACUGCCAUAUUAGGGUCCAAGUUGCACAUUCCUGACAGGUAUCCAGAGAUGGGGUGUAGCACAUUGUUACUUUCAAUGAAAUGCAGACACACCCUUAUUAUCUAAAAAGUGAUACAACUGUUUUUUUUGCAGCACCUACCCAAAAUGAUUUAUCCUUGAGUAGAUUUUAAGUAUUCUUAGUUAGUUAACUGCAAUGUAUUCUAAACACAGACUCUCUUCACCAUCAUGGCAGCAAUAACGUCUGGUUACCUAAACCAGCAGGUUGUGUUAUUCCCAACAUAUCACCAAUCAAUAUUUAUUUUAUUUUAUCAAUAUGCAAAAAAUAAGCUAAUUGAUUACUGCAAACCAUUUGUCUGAACCUAAGAAUAUCAUACAUCAUACACAACUGUAUCAAAUGCGCCAAAACUUUGGCCUCUAAUUCAGUAACGUUCUUGCUUGGAAAAAAAUACUGAGCGUAAAUGUCUGAAACCAAACAUGGCCAAACCUUGAAAUAAAAAUUUAAUUUCCUUUAUUGAUGGAAAGGGAUGAUAUACUGACCACUAUUUUCUCAUUUAAAAAAUAAACCACAAACUCACCUUGCGCUCCAAAUGCAAUAUAUUUUACUGUCCAGUCAGCUGAGACAAUGGCAGAAUUUGUUCCACUUAAGAUUCCUUCAAUGAUAAAACAGUAUAUUUCAAUCACACUGGAGAUGUAUAGGCUAAGAAAUCACAUAAGAGUAAAGAAAAUUAAAAACAUGGUUACUAAUUAUCAGCAACUUACAAAAUUUCAAGAAAACAAUAACAGUAACAAGCCACUUAAAAGAAUGGAAUAUGAUUGAAGUAGCACUCACCAUCAACAUAAAUGAUGUAGAAUCGUCUACUGGCGAUGAAUUCCACACUGUAAAAAAUUGCUGUAAAAUUUAUAGUAACUUACUGGCAAUUUUGGUUGCCAGUAAGACUGUAAAUUUACAAGAGUACUGUAAAUCAAUAAUUACAAUUGUACUGUAAAAAUACAGCAAACUCUUGCAUGCUGUAAAAUUGUUGUGAUGGUGUAAACAUUUGGUAAACUUAUUUCAUUUGAUUCUACUAAGGAACAUUUCUUAACAUAAAACUGCAAACACUUAAUUUAUAAUAGUAAAAUUACUAAAAACAAGACUUUAACUCAAAUCGUUGCAGUUUAUCAUCAACUAUAGCACACAUGCAUGUGACAAAGCAUUUAACAAAGAAAUCAUCACUGUAUCAGCAACUCUACAGUUACUGUCUUUAAAUAAAGCAGCAGAACAUCAGUGUUUGUGGCUCAUCAUUGACUGAAGCACAGGCUCUACUCUCCACCACAAUGGUGACCCACAAAACUAAAUUAAACUAAUAGAGCUCUCUUGUGCAAAAUAAUACAGUUCAGUUAAAUAUUUACUCUCCUUAUAGAUAACACCUGCUGUUAACAAGCAGAAUCACUGAAUGAAAGAGAAACAAGAACUACAAGAACUACAACUGACUUUAGUCAGCCACAGCCUUAGAUGAACUCAACUGAAAUACAAGACAUCAUUAAAUCUCUCAAGAUCUGAUUAAACAACUCCACCAACGGCAUUACCAGCUUCACACAUUACAAUUAGACUUUAUUUCUGUCAUAUGUCUAUAAAAAUUAUUUGAGAAUUAACAGAAGUUUAAUUGUUUUAUUGAAAACGUUUAGUGUGACCUCACCAUUGUGGCGGUCAGGGUUUCUUUAGUUGGGCUCUUGACCAUCAAAUUUUAAUCUUAGUUUUUUUCUGGCUGCUGUAACUGUGUUUGUUGUGGGAUUACAAAUUUAUUUAAAUGUUUAAUUUAGAUUCCAAUGUAAUAGUGUACAAACUGAAGAAGUUAUAUACAUUGUAUUUAGCAUUUAUGGUGAAGAUGAUGACAUCAGAUGAACGAUUCAAGAGGUCCCUGCCAGUUCCUGUUCUCUUAUUGUAAGUCUAAUGAGCCAGACGACGGAGACUCUUGCCUUUUGUUUGUAAUUGCUCUUGAUGCCCCUGCCCCAAUCUUUGGGCAGUUAGGCUGAUUGGAUUAGGAGUGGUUAAAUGGGGCAGGAUUCUAUACCUGAAUACCUCAUUUGCAUGCUUAAAGGUCGUCACCCAGGUGCUUUGUUUUCACUCCUAAGCACUGCCCCCUAAAUGUAUGUAAAACUACAAUGUAUCACUGCUUUUAGUUAGAUUUUCGAUGACUACAGCUACCGACAGCUUGUGUUCUCAAUAAAAGAAUCCUGCUGAAGAUACAACCCGAAGUCUCCUGGUCUUCACUUCUGAGUUGCCUAAACUUUAGAAGACAUAGGUUGCAUGCUUAAAGGUCGUCACCCAGGUGCUUUGUUUUCACUCCUAAGCACUGCCCCCUAAAUGUAUGUAAAACUACAAUGUAUCACUGCUUUUAGUUAGACUUGGAUGACUACAGCGACGCGCAGCGAGUUCUCAAUAAAGAGUAACUUCUGUAUGAAAGAUAUCCCAACGUCUCCUGGUCUCUGCUUCGUAGAAGAUAAAAGUUCACAACAGAUGGUGCCGUGACCCGGAUAGAGUUCCAGCUUCCUCACCUGAAUCCAGUUUGAAAACUUCAAGCUCAAACAAAGAUCUGCUUCCAGACUGCAUCUUUUGGAAUCCAGCGAAAACUUCAAGCUGAACAAAGAUUUCCAGACUGAAUUUUUCUCUCAACCAAGGUUGUGGUGAGUGCUGUCUCUAAUCCAAAAGAACCUUUAAGACCAGUACAAAUUUGUUUAUCCUCUGCGCCGUCAGAGAAGAGUUAACAGACAGCUGUAGGGUUUGGUUAACUAAGUUUUCCUCUAAAAAAUGUACUUUUAGAGAUGAAGUUACCCUCUGUCCAGGCAGGGAAGUUUAGCAUCAAGUGCUAAUAUUGUUUUAUCCUCUGUUCUGUGUAG
Molecule: messenger RNA, 4482 nt
Organism: Onychostoma macrolepis
Lineage: Eukaryota; Metazoa; Chordata; Actinopteri; Cypriniformes; Cyprinidae
Product: CMRF35-like molecule 5
Exons: 7
Coding region: 129-965 (278 amino acids)
Source: RefSeq, a predicted model, not a curated record